AUGCUCGAAGCGACUGCGGCGUGCGAUCGGCAAAGACACUUUACGCUCAGCUUACCCAAGAUCGAAUUGCACGCACACCUCAAUGGCAGCAUCCGGCGCAGCACACUUGACGCGCUCGCUGCUGCUCACGACAUUGACGCUGCCAGUACUGGCAUCAUGUCGCGUUGGCCAUCGACGCUGUCGGAAGCAUUCGAUGUGUUCCGCCUGAUCCACGAGUGCGUGUCGACGCUUUCGGAUGUCGAGAGGAUAGCGUUCGAGCUCGGCCAAGAUCUGGAACGCGAUGGUGUUGUGUAUGGCGAGAUCCGCACUACGCCUCGUGAUCUAGACGCUAAGGGGUGGGAUGGAUAUGUCAAAGCUGUGCUGCAUGGAUUUGAGCGGUAUACCAAGCAGGGUGGGAGUGUGAUUUUAAAGUUGCUCCUCUCGAUCGAUCGUGCCAAGCACUCCGCAGACGAUGCUAUGGCUGUAGUGCAGCUCGCCCACCGAUAUCGUCAACACGCAGUGGUGGGAAUCGACCUUUCCGGCGACCCGACCAAAGCCGAGUUUUCCACCUUCCUUCCAUCGCUCUCGUACGCUCGAACACUCGGCCUCAAGAUCACCCUCCAUGCAGCCGAGGUUCGCAACGAUGACGAAUUCUCACAAAUGCUACACUUCGCUCCGCACCGUUUCGGUCACUGCUGCUUCGUCUCGCGCUCGAACCUCGCCGCACUCAAACAAUCCAAGAUCCCGAUAGAACUGUGUCUCACCAGCAACCUCCUCUCCAACUCGAUCCCCAGCGGAUCACUAGCCGACCACCAUUUCGGUAUCCACUAUCAACCUCAAGACGCACAAGACGCACAAGAGCAUGUAGACAACACCACCAUCUGCUGCAUCUCCACCGACGAUAGCGGUGUAUUCGGUAGUCCACUCUCGAACGAGUACCGCUUGGUGAUGGACAACUUCAAGUUGACCGAAAGCCAAGUGUUCGAUCUCGCCAGGAGGACGUUGAAAGCCACGUUCUUGGACCAACCGCCGUUCAAGAGCGCCGUGCAGACCGAGCGCAAUACGAGCGAUUGGCAACGUGUGCAGAGUCGGUUCGACCAAUUUCAACGUACUUGGAGGUGGCAGUGA
This is a messenger RNA of Mycosarcoma maydis (corn smut), 1107 nucleotides long. RefSeq lists its product as uncharacterized. Gene Ontology annotation, molecular function: adenosine deaminase activity. The transcript has a single exon. Lineage: Eukaryota; Fungi; Basidiomycota; Ustilaginomycetes; Ustilaginales. Gene Ontology annotation, biological process: adenosine catabolic process; inosine biosynthetic process. The coding region runs from base 1 to 1107 and encodes 368 amino acids. The record is from RefSeq and is a predicted model, not a curated record.